Messenger RNA from Epinephelus fuscoguttatus (brown-marbled grouper), 6873 nucleotides. RefSeq names its product suppressor of cytokine signaling 7 (gene socs7). Bases 333 to 2909 code for a protein of 858 amino acids. Gene Ontology annotation, biological process: phosphatidylinositol phosphate biosynthetic process; intracellular signal transduction. The record is from RefSeq and is a predicted model, not a curated record. Gene Ontology annotation, cellular component: phosphatidylinositol 3-kinase complex. Gene Ontology annotation, molecular function: 1-phosphatidylinositol-3-kinase regulator activity. Lineage: Eukaryota; Metazoa; Chordata; Actinopteri; Perciformes; Serranidae. The transcript is spliced from 10 exons.
AACACAGAGGCAGACUGUGGUCACUGACCGGAGACUCUACUGGCUUUUAUUCUACUCAAAUCAGACCGCAUGUCUGACCCAGGGGUCCGCCUGCUGCCGGGAGCAAACUGCACUCAUUUCCCCAGUAUUUGACAGAUGGAUGCUGUGCUGUCGUAGAGGAGGAGGAUGAAAAAAUCGCCUGAUAUAUUUUUUGGCAUUUUCGCUCAUAGCCUAUUUAUGGGAGGCAGCGGCGGCUUGGCCCUUUCUUUAUUAUAGGAAAGAGAUCUCCGCGGUUAGCUAUGUGAAGAGCAGAUCGCCUAAUAAUUCUCGUUUCGCGCUCCUGAGGAAUAAUUAUGAACAACGCGCAGGAUAUGUCGCCCGAUUUCGUGUUGAUGCGCCUGGUUUCCGCGGCCGAGGAUGACCGCUUGGACGCGGAAAACGGGAAUCUGCCGCCGGGAGGAGUGGUGGCAGGGCUGGGGAAGGAGGUCCUGGCUCACAGCGGCGUCAAAGCGGGGUUGGAUAUCAGCCGAGAUCCGACGGCGGGCCUCGAGCAUCCCAGCAGCCGCCUGAACAAAGCCCAGCCGAGCGGCGAGGGCACGGCUGCACCUGACACCGGGGUGACGGAGAGCCGAGCCCCGCUGUCCGCGCCUCCUCCGCCGCAGAGCCCCAUGGAGGCCCAGGGCUUUGACUUCGCUCCCAGCCCCGGCCUACGGCCUCAGCUGCUGGUCUUCUCCAAUAUAAUGCGGAACGGAGAAGGGAUUUUAGAAUUAGACCGUCGGAAUCAGCCGAGGGAUGCUCUGGGUUUGGACCAGAGCCCGGGGUCUGGAUGCACCGGCCCGGCUGUCAAUAACAACACUAUGAGCCCCGGAGACGUUCAGCAGCAGCAGAACCUGCUGGACCGGACAUGGGGAGCGCAUCCGCCGGUCUCCGUUACCGCGGAGAUGCAGGGAGCUGCGGAGCUUUGCCGCCGGCACCGACUCAUCACUACCCCACCCGAGUGGCCCUUGUUGACGGAGAGAUCCAACCCUCUCACCGUGAUUGACUCUAAAUGGGGAUGCGCCUCCAGGGACAGAGAGGGAGCCGUGUUUGAGCUGGCCCGGCGGUUCGGGGAGCUGGGGGUCGGUGCGGUACCCAAGAUGCUGCUCAAAGCAGGGGAGCUCCCGCAGUGUUCGUGUCAGGGCGCACACAGGCCGGCAGGAGGGGGAGUGGAGCCCGGGGAUGACCCCACAGAGACCAGCGAUGCUUUGUUGGUCCUGGAGGGGCUGGGGAGCGGGGAUGUUGCCGGCCUGGGCAUGGACGAGUGCCCGGAGGGUGAGCCGGACGACGAGAACGUACGCCGCGAGUUUUUACUCAACAGGAAACGAGAAAUAGUUCAGAAAAUGUCCGGGACUUUCUCCAUCAGCAGUUUCCAAGCGGAGCUGAGGCGGCAGGUGGAGGGGAUGGCCCCGGCGGCGACCGAGGCGGCGGCAGCGGCGCACCUUGGCGCGCAGGUGUGCAGCCUCCACGGGAACUUAGCCAGUCGACUCUCGCAGGUAAGCUCCGGGGAUUCAGAGGUUGUCGCCCAGGUUUCAGUCACGUCACCGUCAUCUACACCGGUCCAGAGCUCACCUUGGGCCACGAGCCCAAACCUGAGCCAGGCGUCGACACCCAGAAGGCGGCCGGAGCGGUGCGCCAGUGCGCCACGGACUCCCACGGGCUGGGCCGCGGGUGGGGAAAAGACGCUCAAAGUUCCAGGGAAGUCCAAAAAGGGCUCGUUAAAGAUCCGCCUGAGUAAACUGUUCCGAACUAAAAGCUGCAGCGGCUCCAAUCACCUGCUGGACAAGAGGCCCUCGGUGACCUACUCAGUAUCUUCUGCCGGGAGUCUGGUGGACAUGGCGAGCACAGCUGGUGCUGAGCAGGACACAGACAGCCACAGCCAGCCCAGAUUGACCAGGGCCCACAGUGCCUUCUCCCCCGCCUCCCUCUCUGCCUCCCUAUCUGCUUUCACUGGUGAGACUGUUUCUCUGGUGGAUGUGGAUAUUUCGCGGCGAGGGGCGAACACGCCACACCCUCCCACGCCUCCCCCUCCUCCACGUCGAAGUCUCAGUUUGUUAGAUGACAUAGCCGGGCCUCAGCCUGGACCUUUCCUAGUGAGUGUUAUGGGCGCCUCCCUGCAGUCCCUCCCUCUGCCUCUCCCUCCUCCUCCUCCUCCCUCCCACGCCACCAUCCAGCACAGUCUCAGCCUCAAUGACGCCUUCCUUCGGGCCCUCCCUCAUUCGACCCCAUCACCUGGUGAUGCUCCACCUCCUUCCAGACAGCCCCCGCCCCCUAUGUUGUGCGCCCUGCGGCGGUCUGAAGCCAGCAACUUCACCGCCAGUCUGAGAGAGCUGGAGAAGUGUGGCUGGUACUGGGGUCCUAUGAACUGGGAGGACGCAGAGAUGAAGCUGAAGGGGAAACCGGACGGAUCCUUCCUGGUCCGAGACAGUUCAGACCCCCGAUACAUCCUGAGCCUCAGCUUCAGGUCGCAGGGAGUCACACACCACACACGCAUGGAGCACUAUCGAGGGACGUUCAGCUUGUGGUGUCACCCGAAGUUUGAGGACCGCUGCCACUCUGUGGUGGAGUUCAUCGAGCGAGCCAUCAUGCACUCCAAGAACGGCAAAUUCCUCUACUUCCUCCGCUCCAGAGUCCCAGGGCUUCCUCCCACCCCGGUCCAGCUGCUGUAUCCUGUGUCUCGCUUCAGCAACGUGAAGUCGCUACAACAUCUCUGUCGCUUCUGCAUCCGACAAAUGGUCCGCAUCGACCACAUCCAGGAGCUUCCACUGCCCAGACCACUAAUAUCCUACCUGAGUAAGUUUUAUUACUACGACCCCGAGGAGGAGACGUACCUGUCAAUCAAGAGCAUCCGGAGGGCGGUGGGAGCGGAGCAAGAGGCCGAGUCGCAGACGUAGCAGCAGAGAUCUUCUCAGCUCAAGUUUCUGUAUGGAGGACUGAUAAGCACUGGUCUGCCAGUCUUCCAGCAUCAGCCAAUCAGAGUCCCCGGAUGUCUCUGUGUCUCCAGCUGGACUUGGAUGGACCUCGCCUCUACCUUGACUUGGACUAACAAAAAGAGGGACGAGUGUUUGCAGCUGGACGGCGGGAAAACUGUCAGUGAGACGUUCAGGUGCAGAGGACUCAGCCUCGUCUUCAGAGGGACUGCAGAGACGUUCUCACCUGCGAAAACAUGUCGGUUCGAAACAAACGGAGAAUUAUGAACUUUAUUUGCAAAUUUCCUGAAGCUACUGAACUGGACUUUUAAAAACACACAAUGCACUGGUCGAUUUGUACAACUGUUGUUUGCUGCCGUUUCCUUGUUUUUCCUUCCAUGCUGUCAAAAGGAGGGUUUUUUGGAUUAAAAGUUGCCCUCGGGACAGAUAUACACACAGAGGCAGGGCAGCAGAGGCCCAUCACUGAGCAGUCAGACAGUCAGGCCACAAUGUUGGAGGACCUAUAAUCUUAUAGUGGGUAACCUGAAUAGCUUUUCUGCCUGGAAAUAACAAAUUUACAAUAUUAGCUACAGUGCUAAUGUAAUACUAAUGUCAGUAACAAAUACCAGCCAUAAAAUUUACUCGAAAUAUGUGGAUUGGUUCUCUCAGCUGGGCGUUUAUACGUCAUAAACAUCUCCAUCUUUUGUGUUUUUUAAGCCUGAUUAUAAGAACAAAUUGCCAUGUCAUUUCAGUUAAGACAUUUUGUCUGACAUUGGGAUUUCUGUUUGCGAGACGGGGCUAUUUUGUUUUGUUUUAAACUAAUCAGUAGUGAGAGAUGUAUCAGUCCCACUGAUGUCAUUUUAAAUGUACAUGGACGCUGUGAGUAGCAGUUACCUUAUUUGCCAUAUCUAAUGAUGGAACAGGCAGAUUACUACACCUGUAAAGUGACCAUUUGUCCAUCAGUUACUCACCGUGCGCUACCCACAUGCCUCUGUGGGUACUGGAGAAUUUAGAAAAGGCAAACAUUGUAAACAUGGCCCGCGUCUGCCAGCAAAACUAUAUCAAAACAUCUGUUUACAACCUCUCACACAACUAAUGCAGUAUAAUCCAAGUCUCAUUAGCAGAGCUGAGGGCACACUACUUGUAGCCGAAGUGCUUCAUAUUCAUAACAUUUUAGUGAAAACGCAUGUAUCCAUACGACUGGAUAAAUGAGACUUGGAUUAUACUGAGAUCGCAGAUACGAGCAGCUGAAAUGAGUUUCCUCGCGGGGUGUCUGGGCUCAGCCUUAGAGAUAGGGUGAGGAGCUCGGACAUCUGGAGGGAGCUCGGAGUAGAGCCGCUGCUCCUUCACGUCGAAAGGGGUCAGUUGAGGUGGUUCAGGCAUCUGAUCAGGAUCCUCCUGGGUGCCUCCUGUUAGAGGUGUUCCAGGCACGUCCAACUGGUAGGAGGCCCCGGGGCAGACCCAGAACACACUGGAGGGAUAACAUGUCUCAUCUGGCCUGGGAACACCUUGGGGUCCUCCAGGAGGAGCUGGAAAUUGUUGCUGUGGAGAGGGACGUCUGGAAUACUUUGCUCAACCUGCUGCCCCUACAACCCCGCUACAGAUAAGCGGUUGAAUAUGGAAUGGAUUAUACUACACGAGUUGUAGUUCUCCGUUCCCUGUGGAGGCAUGAGAGAAAAUCAAAGUUUUCUUCACGACUUCACUGUUGAGUAAUGGAUACACAAAUGGUCAUUUUGUGGGUGAAGUAUUCCUUCAAAGGGUAACUUUGGUAUUUGUCAGUCUCGACCGGUUCCGUCUCGACUUGAAACCGGUCCAGUCUUGAGUGAGAGGACUGCAGCUGGCAGCAACGAAGCAGGCUGCAAUGUAAUCACAUGGGGCAAUUGUGCGCCCUCAGUGUAUGUUGACUAUGAAGUGUUUGUUGUUGCAAUAAACAGCUCAAACUAUUAGUUGUGUCUGACAACAUUAUAGAAAGGAUCGUUACAGAGAUAGACCUUUACGGUAAAGGGUAAGAUCCUUUUUGUUUGACCUGAAACAGCCCCAAAAUUGCCUUUGUCAAACCCACCAGACUCCAUUUAAAUAAACAGCAAUUUUAGUGUGUAUAGAGCCAUCAUAUUUUUAGAUUUAACCGGGUUAAUUGAGGGUUUAUGUCAACCAAACUGGAGCUGGCGAAUGUCGGAAGAGUGGAAAGACAAACAAAGACAGCUUUUGUGAGUUUUAUUUUGUUUUGCGGGAUUUUGAAUGAAGCAUGUUUUAUGAUAAUAAAAUUACUGUUUAUUUAAAUGGAGUUUGGUGGCAUUAGCAGCGGCCAUUUCAAGGCUGUUUUUGGUUAAACACAAAGGACCUCACUCUUAAACUAUCUGUCUAUCUCAUCAGGGGGUUUUUCAAUCAUGUUGUCAGACACUUAAUAUAACAAUAUGCGCCUGUCAGUGGCAAAACAAGCACAUUUAGUGGAUGUAAAUUGAUGAUGCACAAUUGCCCCAAGUGUUAACACUGCAACCUGUUUAGCUGCUGCCAGCUGAGGCGGUCUCACUAAAUACUGGACCAGUUUCAAAAACUGUUGUCAAGAUUAGUCACUUAAACACAUAAGAAUGAGACAAUGGGGUCCAGGUUGAAAAAUACCAAAGUUGCCCUUUAAGUCCACUUGGGACACCUGGUCAGUCUCAUCUGUCCUUGCUGCCACAUUUCCGUCACUAUCUUCCUGGAUGUCGCCAGCUCACCAUGUAGAAAGAUGAUGUCUCCCAUUUUUAAUCUCGCCUACAAAGCUCAGAUUGUUCAGUUGUCUGUCCAACAGGCACAAACAGCCUUCAGUGAGCACAACAACAGAUCCAUGUGAAUCCCUGAACAAACCCAAACAAACCAAAUCACAGCCUUCAGCAUCACCAAGACGUAACAAGCAGAAAUAUCUUCGGGGAAAAAGUAGCGUUACUUCCUCUUGUUUUGAUGUCACUCCUCUAUUGUGGUGGAUCGUAUAUUGAUGUACAUUCAGUCACCAAACACGCUCAACAACAUCUGACCUCUGUUCAGUGGGAAAAAUGGUCACAGUCAUUGUCGUUGUUGUUACAACAAAAACAAACAAACAAAAAAAUGAGAAACAACAACAAAAUGUAAUGUUGAGUGUCCUGCUGCUUUGUGUGUUCCCACAGACGCUACCUUCAGACUAGAUGUCAGUUUCAGAUGUCCAGUACGUCGCAGCAGGUGUGGAAUGCAGUGUUGUACUGAUUUCCUACACUUCCCAGGAUGCCUCUUGGCAACUUUUAUAAACAGGUUGUAGUUUUAAGUCACAUGAACAUCACUAGGCUUCUGCCCAACUAGUUCAUAAACACUGAGCUGCGUCCAGUACUCACAGCACAACGUGUCCUGGAGAUGCAGUGCAUUCUGGUCUAUUGAGGCUCCUGUUGGGACAUUAUUUGUUGCUCUGAUAUUACAUUAUUUCAGCACAUGUAGUUGCUGUUUACAUUUGAAGAGAUAUUUACAGUAACAGGGGAAAAUACACCAAAGAAAAAUUAUCUUCAGAAAUGCAAUUUAUAAAACAAACACAGUUUGAUUCAUUGGAAUUUAAGGUGGAGCCAUGUCGCUUAUGAUAAAAUAUUUAUUUUAUUUUUAUUUAUGACUAAUGCACUUAUGCUGAUGUCUCUUAGAUAAUUAAAAUUAUUGAAAUUAUUUAAAUGGAUUUAAACACGAGAGUUGCAAAACUAACAUGAAGUUAACUUACAUCUGCAAAAACAAAACAAAGAAAUAUUCGACACUACUGUGUUGGGAGUUUAGGAGCCUUGUUUUUCCCAUAAUGCCCUGCCUCAGAGUGUGUAUAUCUGCCUCAUCUGACUCAUCUCUAUCUGUCAGUUUUAUUUGUUGAAAUGCCCAGGUGUAUUUUGCUCAUUCUAUUUCUCAGUACCCUGAAGCUGACUACUGGCUCAGCGAUUUCAGUAAAAAAAGAAAAAUAAACAUUGGU